Molecule: messenger RNA, 1877 nt
Organism: Diprion similis
Lineage: Eukaryota; Metazoa; Arthropoda; Insecta; Hymenoptera; Diprionidae
Exons: 3
Coding region: 1-1815 (604 amino acids)
Source: RefSeq, a predicted model, not a curated record
AUGAAUUCCCCCCUACGUCGCGUGAUUUCUCUGCUCGUCCUUCUAACGACUUGUUCUCUGAAGUCGCAAGCGGAUUUGGUGAUCCUUGGGUCGGACAAUCGCACCGAAUACGAGUCGAAACUGAACCGAUUGCUUGAAUUCUGCGGCGAUGAUUACAUGUACAGAAAAUUGACUGUGAUAGCAGAACGUGGUUCAAGGGAUUGGCUGAGCUCCAAGGUCUUCCAGAACGUCAACGAGGCUUACAAAAUGCCCGUCGAGCUCUUCGACAACUUGAGAGCGCUGAAGAGCGUCGGUUGGCAGGCCUGCGUCCUGCUCUGUAUGCCGGCCGAAAGAGUCGCCACCUUCUUUCGGUCGUCGGAAGACCGCCCCUGGAUACCAGGCAACAUGUACAUCGUCUACGUACCGAAAGGACUCGGCGAAGUAGCGUCCGAGGAGUUUAAGGCGACGGGCAGCCUCCUCUGGCGACGGAACUACGUCCACAAGGUCGUCCUGUCGACGAAAGGAAGGAACCUUUACUUCGACCCUUUCAAACCUCGCGAAACGGGCGGCUUCGGGGCGCUCAGAGAUCUCGGGGACUCGGUGGAGCCCCUGAAGAAACGGAAGACCUUCUCCGGCUACGAAGUCAACGUCGCUAUGUUUCCCUACUUGACACUCCAGUGGAAGGACGGACGGUACGUCGGACUCGAGGCGAACUCCAUGCUCGAGAUCUGCGCCCGGAUGAACGUUACUCCGCAGCUCUACGAGCCUCCAGAGAAGUUCGGAUGGUUCUGGAACGGCACCUUCACCGGAACUCUCGGUCGGCUCGCCUACCACCAUAGCGACCUCGCCUUCAACGAGUUCUUCGUCAAGAACUACGGGACCGAUAACCUCGAGUACACGACCUACCUCAGCCUUGACCAGAUAUGCGUAAUCGUGCCACGCAGAGCGCGGGUCCCAGAGUACCUUAUGAUGGUCAGGAUCUUCAGCCCCCUUGCAUGGGCUCUGAUAUCUUUUGGGAACGCCGUUCUUGCUCUGGUUUACGUAAUCGUGACCGGUCUCACCAUCGCUCGGACCAGAGAUCAGACUUCGGUCAAGUCUCGGUCCGGCAUCAGGUUGCAAGACUUCGUCGCCUCCUGGGUGUUUUAUUCCUUCUACCCCAUGAAACCCAAUGCGAAGUGGGUCAGCGAACGAGUUCAUAUCACUUCUGGACUAAUACUCGGAGUGGUUGUCAGCGGGUAUUUCACCAGCCAGCUCGCCUCAAGCUUCAGUAAGCCUGCCUUCUUGAAGAACAUCGAUACCCUUGAGGAGCUCGAUCGUAGCGGACUGAAGGUAUUGACCAACUAUCCAAAUUUGCUGUCGGACGUAUUUGCCGACGACGAGCCGUCAACGCUGCGGAAUCUUCAGGCCAAGCUGACGCUAAAUAACGGCUCGGAGAUCGAAUGGCACGUUUUCCAUACUCGGGACGCAGGAUUCCUUGAACGUGAGCAGAGUGCUCUGCUCGAGGGAAGCACCGUGAUCGGACUGCACGUGGUUCCGGAUUGCCCAAGAAAAUAUCACCUGGCCUAUCCGAUUGCAAAGGGUUCACCUUUCCAACCACGACUGAACACCAUAAUCGGAAGACUCCACAACGCUGGUUUUUAUCGCAAAUGGUUCGAGGACCUGAAGAGACGACCCGAGCCCAUUUACAAUAGCAGACCAGUCGUCAUAAGGCUACGCCACUUAUACGUGCCCUUUUUCCUGCUGCUUGGAGGGCUCGGAGUAUCGAUGGUUGUAUUCUGUUCCGAGAUGAAGGGAUCAUUUAUGGGAAGGAAGGAAAGCGGGAAGAAGAAAGUAUAGCGACCAGGAACCAUCGUUUCGCGCAUUUCGUCCAUAUCGGUUUCACUUUUCCUGCACUUCCU